Messenger RNA from Lonchura striata (white-rumped munia), 1169 nucleotides. RefSeq names its product cyclin O (gene CCNO). NCBI's taxonomy places the organism in Eukaryota, Metazoa, Chordata, Aves, Passeriformes, Estrildidae. The record is from RefSeq and is a predicted model, not a curated record.
AUGGUGACGGCGGCGAGCGUGCGAUGCGGCGGCACUCCGGAGCGUCGGGGGCCCGGCGGCUCCCCUGGGGGCUGCCCGCGGCGCCCGGCACGGCGGCGGCGCCUGGGGACGGGGACGGCGGCGGCGGGAGGGAACGCUCAGGAGCUGCAGGCUUUCCGCGACUACGGAGAGAGCUGGUACCGCUCCCGCAAGGGGCUGGAGAGCCGCUUCCAGCCGCGGGAGCCGCUCGCCCGGCAGCCGCAGGUGACGGCAGAGGCGCGCUGCAAGCUCGUCAGCUGGCUCAUCCCCGUGCACCGGCAUUUCGGACUCUCCUUGGAGGCACUCUGCCUGGCCGUCAACAUCCUCGACCGCUUUCUCGCCACUACCCCAGUGGCCGCCGACUGCUUCCAGCUCCUGGGGGUAACAGCACUGCUCAUCGCCUGCAAACAGGUGGAGGUGCACCCUCCUAGCGUGAAAGAGCUCCUCUCCCUCUGCUGCGACGCCUUCACUCGCCAGCAGCUCCGCAAUCUGGAGUGCAUCGUCUUGCAUCGCCUGAACUUCGACUUGGCGGCGCCCACCGUCAGCUUCUUCCUGGAGCACUUUAGCCAGGUGCGGCUGGAGGCUCGGGGGGCCAAUGCGGGGGAGGCGGCAGACGCCCGGAGCCUGGCGGCGGGCGUCGCGGAGCUCAGCCUGGCUGACUAUGCCUUCACCAAAUACGCGCCCUCUCUGCUGGCCGCCAGCAGCCUGGGGCUUGCGGACCGGCUCCUGCGGCACUGCAGCCCCCUGGACCUGCGAAUCAGUGGCUACCCGGAAGAGCUCCUGCGGGACUGCAUGGACCAGCUUCAGCUCCUGGUGUCUCUGAACGGGCGGUCCCUGUCUCUCCUGCUGCCAUCGGAGGUGGCCCAGAAGUGCCCCUGGCUUGGGGAUGACCGCUGACAGCGGGUGGUGGUGGGGACGGCUCUGGCUCGGCGUUUGUGCUCCACAGAGUCGGUGCAGUCUGAUCCACUAAACCUUAAUGUCACUGGUGCUUAAAAAUUAGAUGGCGUCUUGCAAAUGAUUUUAUGUGUCAUGUCAUCUGCACUGUCCCUUUGCUGUAUUUUGUUUAAGUCCAGCAUGUAAAUAAUUUACUGAAUCUCACGUACUGUGUUAUUUAAUUGGAGGGUGGUCCAUAAAGAUGACGUUGUAAGGAC